AUGGACAGCAGAUUCCAUAACGGCCCCCGGCAGGACACUGGGCCCCGUCAGGACGACUAUUCAAGUAACAAAGCGCAAGAACUGAGUUCUAGAAUUUCUCCUUCCUCAUACACGCAGUAUCAGAGCAAUUCAAGUAAACCCUUCAAUGCGAUUCCAUACACCAAAGAGGAGGAGGAGUCCAUCCAAGGUCGCCUAAACAAGGUUUUAGGGCCUGAAUAUGUUAGUUUUCGCCCAGGAACUGGCGGCCAAAACGUGUCAUAUAUUGAAGGAUGGAAGGCUUUAAAUCUUGCUAAUGACAUAUUCGGGUUUAAUGGGUGGUCAUCAGAGCUUAUCAGUGUUCUGGUGGAUUUCUUGGAUGUACACAAAAAUGGACGUGUGUCGUUGGGCCUUUCAGUUGUUGCAAGAAUCACUUUGAAGGAUGGGACGUUUCAUGAAGACUUUGGCUACGGUUUUAUUGAAAACGCCAAAAAUAAGGCGAUGGCUUUUGAAAAAUGCAAAAAGGAAGCUUUCACAGAUGGUUUAAAGCGGUGUCUACGGUGUUUCGGCAAUGUAUUAGGUAACUGUCUUUAUGAUAAGACCAUCAUUGCGAAAAUGCAAAAAGUGAAGGCACCACCGCGUGAAUUGGAGCACUCAGACUUCCACCGCGACCCCUUAGUCCUUAAAAGAGAAACACUGUUAAGAGCCAAACAUCAGCUGUUGCAUUCGAUAUCUUCAAAUGUUCAGAAGCCUUCGCAUCAAGCUCCACGUCAAGCGGUCUCAACGAGAGACCCUCAAAAUGCGAACGAAGCAGGCAAUCUUCCGAUGCUGACGACUGAGUCAGUGUCUAAUCGAUCUGGCAUCGAAAGGAAUCCAGCUUUGAAUUCAGCUGAUUUCAGGGACCUUGAUGAUCUGUUUCAAUUUAGUGACGAAUUGGGGGAAGAAGAGCUUAAUGAUCGUUUAGAUAAUUACGAACUUGAGCUUCUCAAAAACAAAGAAAGGGAGAAUCAACAUGAAAGUGAUCAGUCUUUGAAGUCCGAUGAGGCUGAUGAGGCACCUGGGCAAACACCAAGUCAGGUUUUCUUCACCAGCUCUAAGAAAGCAUUGGACGUUCAGAAAAGCCAGGAUGCAAGCAAUAUUCCAGUUUAUAACCACAGAUUCAUAUCCUCGAGUGUUCGUCGCUCUGUGGAUCCCUCGAAGUCUGUCAAAGUUCGGAAAGCUGAUGCAAGUCCGCAGACAUUGCCUUCUACUAUCCUGGGUAAUACCGUGUCUCCUUCCCCAAAUAUUGCUACCGUGAAGCGUCCUCUUCCCUCUGGUCAACGUCAACCUUUGAAAAAGGCGCAUAGAGCAGUUGAUGAGGCUGAGAAAGAAAAUGAAGAGUGUAAGUAG
Molecule: messenger RNA, 1365 nt
Organism: Candidozyma auris
Lineage: Eukaryota; Fungi; Ascomycota; Pichiomycetes; Serinales; Metschnikowiaceae
Gene: RAD52
Product: recombinase RAD52
Exons: 1
Coding region: 1-1365 (454 amino acids)
Biological process (GO): double-strand break repair via homologous recombination; double-strand break repair via single-strand annealing; mitotic recombination
Cellular component (GO): nucleus
Source: RefSeq, a predicted model, not a curated record